This is a messenger RNA of Neohortaea acidophila, 1509 nucleotides long. RefSeq lists its product as uncharacterized. The transcript has a single exon. Gene Ontology annotation, molecular function: mRNA binding. Lineage: Eukaryota; Fungi; Ascomycota; Dothideomycetes; Mycosphaerellales; Teratosphaeriaceae. Bases 1 to 1509 code for a protein of 502 amino acids. The record is from RefSeq and is a predicted model, not a curated record. Gene Ontology annotation, cellular component: cytosol.
AUGGCCAAAGACAAGAAGGGCAGCAAGACUGCCGCACCCAAGGCGGAUGUGGCCAAGCCACUGGAGAGCGUCAAGGCUGGUCGCGUGACCAAGCCGCUUGAGCAGGCAAAGGCUGCCGCCAAAGACACUGCCAAGAAGGCUGCCGGUGGGGUUGAAAAGGCCGCCAAGAAGGUCAAGAAGGCCGUUGAGCCCGAGUCGGAGUCUUCGGACGAUGACUCGGAUGCCAGCUCUGUCGGGACCAGCGACAGCUCCGAGAGCAGCGACGAAGAGGUUGACACCAAGGCCGGAGCCAAGUCGAAGGGCAAGGUCAAUGGCAAGGCUGCCAAGGCGGCUGAAAGUGACAGCAGCGAGGAAGACUCGGACGAAUCCGACAGCGACGAGGAAGUCGCUCCCAAGAAGGCGGCAAAGGGCAAGGUCAAUGGUGCUGCCGCCGCCAAAGACGAUGACAGUGAUGACAGCGAAGAAGACUCUGACGAGUCCGACAGCGACGAGGAGGAAGCUCCCAAGACAAACGGCAAGGCUGCUGCCAAGGACGACGAUGACUCCGACUCCGACUCCGAUGCCGAUUCCUCCGACGCAUCUUCUGACGAUGAUGAGGAAGAGGAGGCCAAGCCUGCCCCCAAGGAGACCGGCAAGAAGCGCAAGGCCGAAGAUGCCAUCGACUCGACGCCCAAGAAGCUCAAGGCUGUUGUCGAGGGUGAGGAGAAGGAUGCCACCAACAACUUGUUCAUCGGCAACCUCAGCUGGAACAUUGACGAGGAAUGGCUCUACCGUGAAUUCGAGACGUUCGGCGACUUGAAGAAUGUGCGCAUCAUCACCGACCGCGACAGCGGCAGGAGCAAGGGAUACGGCUACGUCGAGUUCAACUCUACCGAGAAAGCCUUGGAAGCGCUCGAGGCCAUGCAGGGCACGCUGCUCGACGGUCGCAACCUCCGCGUCGACUUCAGCGUCCCUCGCCCCGCUCGCGACGAGAACGCCACGCCUCAGCAGCGCGGCGCCGAUCGUGCCCAGAAGUACGGCGACACUCCCAAAGAGCCCAGUGCGACUUUGUUCGUCGGCAACGUUAGCUUCGAUGCCGACGAGUCGAUGAUCACCGAGCUCUUCCAGGAGUACGGCACCAUCAACGCCGUCCGCUUGCCCACUGACCGUGAGACCGGCGCCAUCAAGGGCUUCGGCUACGUCGAGUUCUCCAGCAUCGACGAGUCCAAGGCCGCCUUCGAGGCUCUGCAGGGUGGUGACCUUGCCGGCCGCUCGAUGAGACUCGACUACUCCACCCCGCGCAGCAACGACUCGCCCGCUGGCGGUCGCGGCGGCGGACGCGGUGGACGCGGCGGUUUCGGCGAUCGCGGCGGCCGCGGCGGCUUCGGCGGACGUGGCGGUGGACGCGGUGGUUUCGGCGACCGUGGUGGCCGUGGCGGUCGUGGUGGAGGCGGCAGCUUCCGUGGCCGUGGCAACACGACGAACCGUGGUGGGUUUGGCGACUUCUCAGGCAAGAAGGUGACUUUCUAG